UAAAGAAAGUUCUCCUUACCAUAUUGUACAAUUUUCUUUUUAAGAGUAUAGAAUAACACAUAACAAGACUUUUGUAUGCUCCUAAAUAAUCCUUUUCAAUUCACACCAAUAUUCAAUGUCUUAAAAUCAGUAUCAACAUUAUAUACAUUACAUGAUUAUUGACACAAAUUCACGAGUUCUCUUUGUGGGUCCUAAACGUGGUUGUUGAGUGGGACCCAUAUCUAAAUAGAUUGAACCAACACACCAAACCCAACCAAACAUUUUUCCCAUACGUUGUUGUUCUAUAUAACACAAAGCCACAUUGAAAUUCAUCACCAUUCUUCUUCCAAUCACCACCUCAAUCUCCUCAAACCUUAACCAAAACAACAAUGGGUUCAACAACAACAAGUGAGACACAAAUAACACCAACCCACGUAUCAGACGAAGAAGCAAAUCUCUUCGCUAUGCAGCUAGCAAGUGCUUCUGUUCUUCCAAUGGUCUUAAAAACAGCUCUUGAACUUGAUCUCUUAGAAAUCAUAGCUAAAUCUGGUCCUGGUGCUCAUCUUUCGCCGCUAGAUAUUGCUUCUCAGCUUCCAACAAAGAACCCUGAUGCACCUGUUAUGUUGGACCGUAUCUUGCGGCUAUUGGCUUGUUACAAUAUUCUUACUUGUACGUUAAGGACUCUAGAAGAUGGAAAGGUUCAGAGACUCUAUGGUUUAGCUACUGUUGCUAAGUACUUGGUUAAGAAUGAAGAUGGUGUUUCUAUUUCUGCUCUUAAUCUCAUGAAUCAGGAUAAAGUACUCAUGGAAAGCUGGUACCACCUUAAAGAUGCUGUCCUUGAUGGGGGCAUUCCAUUCAACAAAGCUUAUGGAAUGACAGCCUUUGAAUACCAUGGAACAGAUCCAAGGUUUAACAAAGUUUUCAACAAGGGAAUGUCUGAUCACUCUACCAUCACAAUGAAGAAAAUUCUUGAGACCUACACAGGUUUUCAAGGCCUUAAAUCUCUUGUUGAUGUAGGUGGUGGCACCGGAGCUGUAAUUAACACCAUUGUCUCAAAAUAUCCCACCAUUAAAGGGAUUAAUUUUGAUUUGCCUCAUGUCAUUGAAGACGCUCCUUCUUAUCCCGGAGUGGAGCAUGUUGGCGGAGACAUGUUUCUCAGUGUUCCAAAGGCUGAUGCUAUUUUUAUGAAGUGGAUUUGUCAUGAUUGGAGUGAUGAGCACUGCUUGAAAUUUUUGAAGAACUGUUAUGAGGCACUUCCUGAAAAUGGAAAAGUGAUUGUGGCAGAAUGCAUUCUUCCAGUGGCACCAGACACAAGCUUGGCAACAAAAGGUGUGGUGCACAUUGAUGUGAUCAUGUUGGCUCAUAAUCCAGGUGGGAAAGAGAGAACACAGAAAGAGUUUGAGGAUCUUGCUAAAGGUGCUGGAUUCCAAGGUUUCAAAGUCCAUUGUAAUGCUUUCAACACAUACAUCAUGGAAUUUCUUAAGGUUUAAGGUUUUUUUUGGCGUUUUGCAUAUGAGUUUUGAGAUUGAGAUUGUGGUUGUGUUUGCUUCUACUUACCCAAAAAAAAUUAAACGAUUUGUAUUUUUAUAGUGGUGAAAAAUAACAAUGAAAAAGCUCUUUGUAAUGUUACCUAUAUAAAACAACAUUGACUCAUUAUAGUUAUAUGUAUAAUGAGCUUAAAUAAAAUUGACCCGUUAAUCAA
This is a messenger RNA of Lathyrus oleraceus (garden pea), 1681 nucleotides long. RefSeq names its product caffeic acid 3-O-methyltransferase. The transcript is spliced from 3 exons. NCBI's taxonomy places the organism in Eukaryota, Viridiplantae, Streptophyta, Magnoliopsida, Fabales, Fabaceae. The coding region runs from base 369 to 1469 and encodes 366 amino acids. The record is from RefSeq and is a predicted model, not a curated record. Gene Ontology annotation, molecular function: protein dimerization activity; O-methyltransferase activity.